Molecule: messenger RNA, 4420 nt
Organism: Mercenaria mercenaria
Lineage: Eukaryota; Metazoa; Mollusca; Bivalvia; Venerida; Veneridae
Product: ribosomal protein S6 kinase delta-1-like
Exons: 16
Coding region: 46-3750 (1234 amino acids)
Biological process (GO): protein phosphorylation
Molecular function (GO): protein kinase activity; phosphatidylinositol binding; ATP binding
Source: RefSeq, a predicted model, not a curated record
GAUUAAUUAUAAGAAUUUUGUUGAACAAAAAUCGACCGAAUCAAAAUGGCUGCUUCCUCCUCUUCGCAGGAGAAAAUUUGGUAUUUUGAAGUUAAUGACCCAACUAAUCAUCCAAAAGGCUUCACAAUUUACAAAAUCACAGCUAAGGUAUUCCCAGUACAUGCACCAGAAAGUCUUACUGAGAUUAUUGUGUGGAAAAGAUACAAUGACUUUAAACAUCUUUAUAAAGCAAUGAACAAUCUUCACAAAUCACUACACAGAAGAGAGGAGUUUCCAACAUUUGCCAAGCCUAAACUUUUUGGGAGGUUUGAUGAACUGGUUAUAGAAGAAAGACGCUCGAGUGCCCUUGAACUAUUGAACUUCAUUGGGAGACAGUCACAUCUUUACAAGUCUCAGAUAUUUAUCAAGUUCUUAGAGGGAGGCAAGGUAGUUGAAGGGAUCUCUGGCAAGGUGUUGAAGCCAUCAAGACUGGACAUCCUGGGUGCAAACCCAGACCCUGUGAUAAAGCCAGUGCUUGAACCUCAACAAACAGACGUUAUAGUCACAGCUAAAGAUACAGAAUCCAGUUCAAGUGUGCCUGUUCUGUCAGAUAGUGAUAAUAACCAGAAAAAUGGAAAUAAGGAGCCCCUGCUGGAAGGUGUGUGGAAUUUUCCGCAGGUACCAGAUAACAUCAGUCUUAACUCGUAUGACGAGGACACAGAUGUUGAUUCAACUCUCGGAACACCACUGCCUGACUCAGAUAUGGCGUUCUUCGACCCUCUGACAGAGAAAGACAAGAGUGGACAGGGAACAAUUCGUGCCAGCAAGAGCUGGAUCAUGGAAGCCGUCAAUACUUGUAAUGAGUUGGAAACUGAUAGUCCUGCUCUGCCAGGGUCAACAGAGCUGGAGGAUUCCACUGAUACAGGGUUACAAAUGACUGGAAGUGUUGGCAACUUAACCGACUCUAUCUCCGACACUCUGACACAGUCCAGUUCUCGUACACAUUCAACCAGUACCCUAGAUGUCAGUGAGUUUGACCCUCUGACCCAGAGUACUGGAAGUGGCAGUUCAAGGGUCAUGGUUGGGAAAGGUGACCUUGACAUUUCACAGUUAACCUCUGGGUUCAACUCUGGUAGUUCUACAAGUCUGGAUUCCUCAUCCAGUAAUGUAUCUUCACCUAGACAUCAGAAACGUUCAGCUAAAAUAACUGCAUCUCCACGACAGAGAUCAGUGACAAAAGAGAGUGUAUCGACAAUGGACCUAGGUAGUAAAGAAGACUAUAUUUACCUGGCGGCCAGUCAGAUCUGUAAGGCACAAGAGUUUGAGGCCAAUGGUGACUAUGAACAAGCAUUUGCUACAUACAAGAGUUGUGUUGGUAUUCUGUUACAUGGUGUUCAAGGAGAUUCAAACAAGGGUCGUAGAGAUGCUGUACGGAGAAAGACUGCCCAGUAUUUAAUGAAGGCUGAGGAUUUAUACAACAGACAUUUGGCAAAGGAAGCUUCAGAUGAACAAAGAUGGGCUAUGGACACUGCUUUAAGCCCUUCAACAGAGGUUGAUCCCUCCCUGACCUUUGUGAGGGGACCAGCCAGUGAGUUAAAGAAAUAUAAGGUUUUAGGGACUAUAGACAAAGUUAUUCUGGUGCUGGAUAAAGACACUGAAGAAACUUACGUUAUUAAGAGAGUUUAUAAGUCUACAACAGGUAACAGAAAACUGAAAAAUAUCCUGCCGACCUCCUGUCCAUACAUGGUACAUCUGCACAGGUUUUACGAGACAUCCAGUACUAUAUAUCUGUUACUGCAGUAUGCUAGUGGCGGGAAGCUGUGGGACUACGUCGGGGCCUACCUGAGAUACGCUCAGGAGCAUGCUCGUGAAGGAGGCCCAGGUGGGGAUGAUGGGUAUCCAGCCCAGGACUUCCAGAAUGUUUAUACGGGUUUCAAAAUUCAUACGGAUGACAAUCAGAGAAAAUCGUUUACAAAAGACGUGUCUACAAAUCAUUUAGAGAAAAUGGGGAAUGGCGAUAGUAAGAAUUUAGGAGAUAAAGUUACAUUCAGUAAAGAAACUAAUGAUGUUGUUUUAGGAAAACCUGAACAAAGCACAGUAAAGGAUUUAAGUAUAGGAGAUUUCCAGAUAGAUACAGAUGGAAACAAAAAGGAAAUUCAUGAUUUAGUGCUAGAUACUGAAGGUGACAAAAAUGAAAAUAAUGAAGUUGAGGCAAAUGAUGAUACUUCAGAAAGAAGAACAGAUUAUAACAGAUUUACCAGUUUUUCAUCUGAAGAGAAUGCUGAUGAUGAAGGGGAGGGGGUAAAUUUUAGCCCUGCCCCAUUUGAGAGGCAGAAUUCACAAGGUGGUCAGUUUCAGGAUUUGUUACAAAAAAAUACGAACAAAGCAACACUAGAGAAUUUUAGUAUCAAUAGUUUUGAUAGUACUGAAGGAUUUACCAGGGUGGAUAGUAACGUGUCUGAUCAGAUAGAAGUCAUACAUGAAGUAAACGAGCUUAGCUGUGAUACUGAGGUCUUCAGUAGUGAUAAAAACACAAACGUAGAUAUGAGGAACAAAACUGAAGACAGUCGCUUAACUCCUGGUUCGCAGGAUCAGACAUGUUCUAGUCAAAACGGCAAUAGGUUGUCAGAUGUUGAUAGUGAUAAUUCCGAGGAUGUAUCAGAUGACAUUAUUCGAAAUUCGAAACAGUUAUUAAGAACAGUGGAAAGAACUUUGUCUCAGAUUGAUAGCGAAGUUUCAGAGAAAAUAGAAAACACACCUUCAGAACAGCCUAAUUCUCCACUAACAACAACCACUAGCUCAAUUACUAUAGACAGUCCUGAGGAGCCAAGUAUAUAUGACCUUCAUCGCCAUGGCGAUACAUCAGACAGUCAGUCUGAUUCAAGGUCACUGUCUGAAACAAGGUCGCGGGAAUUUGACAACAGUAGGCCUACAUCAAGUGAAAUUAAUAUAAAUUCCAAUAAUCAGUGUGAUUUGAUAGUCAAUGAUAUUCUAAAGGUGACUAAAACUGAGGAAAUAAUGUUUGACAUGAAUAGUUCAGAUACGGGUCAAAGGUCAAGAAAUGGGUCAGGCUCAAGGUCAAGGGUAGAAUCAGAUGUAACCAAAGGAAUAGGAAGAAAGUUGUCUUUGUCAAGAAUUAAUUCUUCAGAGUUGAGUAGGUCUGCAUCGAGUGAUUACGAGUCUAAAUCACCCUCUAAGUCAAGACACAGGACUAUUUCCCACUUGUUUGAACAACUGGAUAUGUCUGCACAAAGUCCGGAUCAAGUGAAAAUACCAGAAUCAUUCAUCCGGCGUUGGGCUGCUGAAAUCAUUGUAGCAUUAUCAACAUUGCAUUCUUUAGGAAUUGUAUGUAGAGAGUUGAAACCUGACAAUAUACUCCUUGGAGACCAGGGUCAUGCGACAUUGACAUACUUCUGUCAGAUAAACCAGGUCACUGACAGUAUAGACUUUGAGGCUGUACAUCACAUGUAUGUUGCACCAGAGGUGAAUACAAUUGGAGGAUACUCAGAGAGCUGUGAUUGGUGGAGUCUAGGUGUCCUACUUUAUGAACUCCUGGUUGGCAAGACAUUACUGUCUUGCCAUCCUGGAGGUAUCACAUCCCACUCUCAGCUUUACAUUCCAGACCAUCUGUCAGAGGAGGCUCGAUCUUUGUUACAACAGUUGCUGGUUUAUAACCCUAGAGAGAGACUGGGGUCUGGACUACAUGGUGUGGAGGAAAUUAAAACACAUCCAUUCUUUACUGGUAUAGACUGGAACGCUAUAGAACUGUAGCUGCCAUACAUUUAUAUUCACAUGAACAUAUUGAAUUAAGCUCAAAAGGUCUUUGGAUCAUAGUGUCUCGAGCUAGAUCCCCGGGUGAGGCGUAUAUUCUCCAAAAUAUCUUGAUCAUUUCAGCCUCAACCUCUGAAUUAGUUUAUAAUCGUUUAUUUUAGCUUGAUUGAAAGUUUCAAGCUUAUUUAAGCCACUCCUAAGUCCUGGAAAAACUAGUACAGGUGUCAUAUGAGAAGGCAUUGUUGUGACACCAGUGGGGCUUGUACCCAUAAUCCCCCCCUCCCACCCCCAUGACCCUUAAUCAUUAGACAACCACUCCCCUUGAGAAUUUGGCAGUUUUGUACUUUUGGAGAACUGAUGCAGUCAGGAGCCCUGGUUAGGAUAACUGCCAGCUGUUACAUGUAUAUAACUUAAAUCAUGUUGAAAAAUGGCACAUUUGAUCCUUGCAAAAAGAAAGUUGGCCCUUAUCAUGCUAAACAUGACUGAUUCUGCCUUUGCGACCAGUGUAGAUCCUGAUCUGCACUGUUAGCUAUUCAGUCAGUAUUUGUUGAUAAACACCCCUUUUAACAGUUAGUGGCACUGUCCAAAUUGAAAGAUUGGCAAGUUCAUUAUAGAAAUUUAGCAGGGAAACGGUUAUUUGUUCAUGUGAUUAAUGAUAGCAGUGUUUGAU